AUGUAAGCCGAGAACGCACACGAAGAUGUAAUAAAACUAGAUGUCUUAGUGAAAUUAUAGAAUUUAAUUAAAACUUUGGAAUUUAAAUAUGGAGAUGUCAAAAAUAUAUAAAAAAAGAAAAAAAGAAAAUUGGCAAAAGAUACCAAACCUACCACAAAAGAAUAACCAAAAACCGUUUCAAAAUAAGGAGCACCUGCCGCUGUUUCAAAAGCAACUAAAGUAGCAAAGGCCGCCAAAAAGGGAACCUCAGUAUCAAGUCAUAAAACCCAUACCAGAGCUAGAUUUUACCGUCCCAAAACAUUAUAAUUGCCAAGAGCCCCUAAAUAUUAAAGAACAGUAAGAGCUCAUCUUAAACUUUCCAACCAUUUAGAAAAUCAUGCUGUAGUUAAACAUCCCUUAACAACUGAAAAAGCUAUGAAGAAAAUGGAAGAUGAAAAUACAAUGGUUUUCUUAGUACACAACAGAGCCACUAAACCUUAAAUCAAGAAGGCUUUUGAAAAACUCCAUAAUGUUAAGGUAAGAAGUAUCAACACACUUAACACUGUUAAAGGAUCAAAAAAAGCUUAUAUCAGAUUAAGCGCUGAUUGUGACUCUUUAAGUUUGGCAAGCAAAAUCGGAAUUAUUUGA
Messenger RNA from Ichthyophthirius multifiliis, 627 nucleotides. RefSeq lists its product as hypothetical. Gene Ontology annotation, cellular component: cytosolic large ribosomal subunit; ribosome. Gene Ontology annotation, biological process: ribosomal large subunit assembly; translation. Gene Ontology annotation, molecular function: structural constituent of ribosome; rRNA binding. Lineage: Eukaryota; Ciliophora; Oligohymenophorea; Hymenostomatida. The record is from RefSeq and is a predicted model, not a curated record. The transcript is spliced from 2 exons.